This is a messenger RNA of Maniola jurtina (meadow brown), 1388 nucleotides long. RefSeq names its product S-formylglutathione hydrolase. NCBI's taxonomy places the organism in Eukaryota, Metazoa, Arthropoda, Insecta, Lepidoptera, Nymphalidae. The transcript is spliced from 5 exons. The record is from RefSeq and is a predicted model, not a curated record. The coding region runs from base 162 to 1025 and encodes 287 amino acids. Gene Ontology annotation, molecular function: S-formylglutathione hydrolase activity. Gene Ontology annotation, biological process: formaldehyde catabolic process. Gene Ontology annotation, cellular component: cytosol.
UGAUUUGGAACACAGACCAGUAAUUCGGAUUGGAACUCAAACUCAAAAUAAAAAAUAUAAAGUCAAACUCAAAAGUGGUGGGAAAAUAUAGGUACUGGUUAUUAUUAUUAAUAAUAUAUUUCAAUUUUCAGUACAAUAAAAAAUAUUGAUUUUUACACAAGAUGGAUGGUUUGCAAUUAGUUUCGUCUAAUAAGAUAUUUGGAGGGUAUCAAAAGGUGUACUCUCAUGAAUCGUCAGAGUUACAAUGCAAAAUGAACUUCUCUAUUUAUUUACCGCCUCAGGCUGAAGGUGGUGAUGUAAGGCUGCCAGUUAUAUUCUACCUCUCCGGCCUUACUUGUAAUGAACAAAACUUUAUAACCAAAUCCGGUUUUCAAAGAUAUGCAGCUGAUCAUGGUGUCAUAGUAGUCGGACCUGACACCUCUCCUAGAGGAGUCAAGAUCCCUGGUGAUGAUGAAUCCUGGGACUUUGGUGUUGGUGCCGGAUUUUAUCUGGAUGCUGCUAAGGAUCCAUGGUCCAAGAAUUAUAGGAUGGGCAGCUAUGUGAACAGGGAACUAUAUGAACUUAUCCUGCAAAGUUUUAGUAAUGUUGUUGAUGCCAACAGGAUAGGAAUAAUGGGACACAGUAUGGGUGGUCAUGGAGCUUUAGUAUCAGUUCUAAGAAAUCCUGGACUAUAUAAAUCAGUGAGUGCAUUUGCACCUAUAUGCAAUCCAACAAAGUGUCCAUGGGGUGAGAAAGCCUUCACAGGUUACCUCGGAGAUGACAAGAGCCAGUGGGUUGAAUGGGAUGCCACUGAAUUGGUCAAGAAAUAUGACGGACCACCACUUACAUUGCUAAUUGACCAGGGUGCUGCAGACAAGUUCUACACAGAAAAACAGUUGCUACCUGAAAACCUGGUCGAAGCCUGCCGCUCUGUAGAAGUUCCGGUCAUUUUGAACUUGCGCGAAGGAUAUGACCAUUCCUAUUAUUAUAUUUCCACUUACAUUGGUGAACAUUUUGAUUUUCACGCUAAAAUACUCAAAGCAUAGAGUUAAGGAUAUUGCCACAUUGUGGGCUAAUUCUGUUGUACACAAUUUCUAUGGAUAUUUACUGAUAUAGUAUCUGAUAGGUUGAAAUAUAUUUCUUUUUUGGUUAAAUGAUGGAUUUUUUGGUUAAACUUUAUUAGUUGAAGGCUUAUGAUUGAUUCUCUUAUGGACUAACAGUAAUUAUAAUGAAAUCUUAUAAGCUAUUGUAUUAAUAUUUCUUAAUCCAACCUACAUAAUUUUGCAUCACCUUUCUUCUAAUUCGAUGCGUUUGCGACCUACAUAUUAAAAGGUCUAAAUGUAUUGCUAUCCCUUUCAGAAUGCUCCCUGCGGAAAACGAUAGCACUAGAUCAAUUUAGAGGUUAUGUA